AUGCUACGAAUACUCUUAACUACUAUCGGGCUUUUACUUGCCAGCAACUCGCUGGUAUACGGACAAAAUUCUUACAGCAAUCGCGUCGACUGUUUCCCCGAACCUGGUGUCACCAAAGAACUAUGUGCUGCUCGAUAUUGUCAGUGGGACGAUAAUGCUAAUUCGACAGCACGUGCUAUGAAUGUGCCUUUAUGUUAUUUCCCAAAAACAACUGGUUACUUGGUUGAAAGCAAUACAGGCGACACAUAUAUCAUAAGCAGAAAAAACGUUACUUCAAAUGAUAAAAACAAUCCACCAAAUCCAUAUUUGAACGAAGGAGAGACGGAAUAUUCGUUGAAAGUUACCGUAAGCCGCUAUGGACCAGCACUUCGUGUAUGGAUUGGACCUAACGAAGGACCGAAAAGAUUUGAGCCAGACAUCGAUCUACUAAAGCCAGAUCCUGUUGGCGACAUCGAUUUGAAAUUUGAAGCAAAUGAAGGACCUCCAUUCUCUUUCGUCAUCAAGCGAAUUUCAACCGGAGCAAAAAUUUGGGACACAUCUAUCGGUAAGUCAGCAAUGUUCUCAACAAGCGUUCAAAAGACCUAAAA
Molecule: messenger RNA, 587 nt
Organism: Enterobius vermicularis (human pinworm)
Lineage: Eukaryota; Metazoa; Nematoda; Chromadorea; Rhabditida; Oxyuridae
Source: the annotation of a GenBank genome assembly